Messenger RNA from Neurospora crassa OR74A, 580 nucleotides. RefSeq lists its product as hypothetical. Bases 1 to 351 code for a protein of 116 amino acids. Lineage: Eukaryota; Fungi; Ascomycota; Sordariomycetes; Sordariales; Sordariaceae. The transcript is spliced from 2 exons. The record is from RefSeq and is a predicted model, not a curated record.
AUGGGCAAGAAAAAGAACAAAAAAAAGAACCACCCAAUCGUCGGCGAAUUUGCCCGCUACUUUGGCGAGAACACUCUCGAGAACUGGCAGCGUUUGUGCCGGGACAUUGGCAUCCACAAGGAGCUUCCAAGCAUUACUAAAUGUCGCGAGGUCCUGAGAUCGGUCCAUGUCAACAUCUACGACCUCCUAGAUGCCGUCCGGGAGGGAACCACCCCGCAACGCUUUGGAAAUCCUCGCCAGCUGGCACAGUACUCGGUUGCCAACAGAAAGAUCUAUCCGAGGCACAUGGCGGAGAAGGAUAAAGUGGGACCAGUUAGGGUGUUGUUGAGAGGCCUCUUUAGGGGGGGAUGAUAUAGGGUAGCGCGUAUUUGAAUGGUUGCUGAAUACCUAGAGAUAAGGGGAGGAAGUCUGUGAAAGGGAGAACAUAUGUAAAGAGGGGUGUGGAAGGGAUGUGAUACGCAGGAUGAUGAUGAUGGGAUGGAAUCUGAUGGAUAUGUUCCAUGAGUUGGUUGAGGAAGGGCAUGUGAGUGAGGAGUAACUUGAAAGAAGAAGAAUACGGUAGGAGUCUUUGGCGAUGUGC